Diaporthe citri is the source of this 3660-nucleotide messenger RNA. RefSeq lists its product as uncharacterized. NCBI's taxonomy places the organism in Eukaryota, Fungi, Ascomycota, Sordariomycetes, Diaporthales, Diaporthaceae. The transcript is spliced from 4 exons. The record is from RefSeq and is a predicted model, not a curated record. Bases 1 to 3660 code for a protein of 1219 amino acids. Gene Ontology annotation, molecular function: protein binding.
AUGGAUAUCAACACCCAUCAGCCCAACCUACCUCAGGGUUGGUACAUAUCAACGAACAAUCAGGAACAAUGGAGAACGGUUCAGGACCUGGAAGAUGCCAUCCGACAAAUGGAACUUGCAGGGUUGAAAGAUGAAGUGGAGCGUCGGGAAUGGCGGAGCACGAUGGUUGACUUGAGCUUUUUGCUCCUGUCCCGUUAUAAAUCCACGACCGAGCCCGGAGACCUUGAGCGGGCCAUUGAAGUUGCUGAUGCCGUUCUUGACUGCCCAUCAACGGCUGAGCCCGAUGAGGCCUGCUGGCUACACGGUCUAGCGCUCCAACUGAUCCGGCGGCUGGAAAAAGCCCCAGACCCGAGUACCGAGAGUAAAGCUAUCAGGUUCGCGGAACGGUGCGUGGCUGGCACCGACAGCAGUCACCCUCAUCUGCUCUCCCAUCGAAUGUUAUUGGUCGAAGUGCGAGACAGUCACUGUGACCAGACGACCGAUCCAGCUAUCCUUAACCAGGCGAUUGAUAAUGUGGAGGCUAUUCAGAGCAUCAUGCCCGCUGACCACGAGUCAAGUUACAGCAUCUUGUGCGAAUUGGGAAGACUGUACGAAAGUCGAUUCGAACAAAGCCAUGCUACGAAGGACAUUGACUCUGUCGUUGGACUCAGUAGGCUGCUGGCUGAGACGGCCCAUAUCGACGAUCCUCUUCGGCCUUGCAAGUUCCAUCACCUUUCGCAAGACCUGUAUCACUACUUUAAGCACUCAAAGAACCUUGCCAAGCUGGACCAGGCUAUCGAUGAAGGAAGCUUUGCCGUCAGUGUGACCCCGGAAGACCACCGUCACAGGGUUGAGCAUCUCGCUGCCCAAGGACAGCUCCUGGAUAGUCGGUUUCAAGAGACAAACCGGCUGGAGGACAUCAACGAGGCCAUCGACAUUGCCGAGCGCGUUUUGAAAGCCACACCAGAAGACGACCCAAAGCGAGGUCACCGACUCCAUCAACUUGGGGAGAGGCUAGGGGGCCGAUUCGACCGAACAGGACUGAUGCCCGAUCUCCAUCGUGCCAUCGAAGAGAUCAUGAACUCAAUAGCCAUCACACCGACGGAUGAUCCUGAUCGUUCAGGCCCCUUGAAUUGCCUUGCCAUCUGGUUCGGGAGACGAUUCGAGGCUCUAGGCGCCACGAAUGAUCUAGAGCAGGCCAUUAAGAAUGCGCAAGAGGCCGUGGAGAUAACGGCGCCGGGGCAUCCUCGCUACGGGAUGAAUUCCAACACCCUUGCGAACUUGCUGGGGUUGCGGUAUGCUCGAACACGCGACCUACAGGUGCUCGCCGACGCUAUCAAGGCUGCCGAAGCUGCGUUGGGUGAGUGUCCCGAAGACUCUGAUGAGCGUCCUUGCAGACUACACGGGCUGUCUGAGCUCUUGGAAACGCGAUACCAGCAUCAAAAGUCACCACAGGACCUGGAACGCGCCAUCGAAAAGGCUGCGAUCUCGGCAGCAUCAACACCAGAGGGCCACCCGCACCAGUCUAUCCACUUGGAUGGGUUAGCCAAACUUCUUGAGCGCCGAUUUCUGAAAGAUAGUGUGCGGGCCGAUUUGGACGAAGCGAUCAAUUCCUCUCGGCGGGCUGUCGAGGCAAUCCCCACGAACCACCUCCAUGCAGCAGAGCUAUUAGGAACCUUGGGAAUGCUCCUGAAGAGGAGGCACGAGUCAUUGCAGGACCCCAAUCCAAAUGACUUCGAUGAGUCUCUCUCGUGUUUCCGACGAAGCUGGGACUGCUCCAAUGCCUCGCCGUCCGUUCGAAUUCAAGCGGCUAAGAAUGCAGCCGAGCUCUUGGCCUCACAGUUGAACUGGACGGAAUCAAGUUCCCUACUACAAAGCGCUGUAGAACUUAUCCCGCUGGUCAGUCCACGGUCAUUGGAUCAUGUCGACAAGCAGUAUGCCCUGGGCGAGCUUUCCGGCCUUGCUUCUCGCGCCGCAGCUGCCGUGCUCAAUCACAGGAGCUGUGCCUCCGACGCAUUGAAGCUCCUCGAGCUUGGCCGCAAUGUCAUUGCUGGCCAUUUACUCGACAUGCGCAACAACGACAUUUUCGCCUUGGGAGAGCUGGACGAAGAAUUGGCAAAGAGAUUUGUCUCCCUUCGCGACGAACUGGAUGCCGUCGUGAAGGUGGGUCCGGAUGAGAAGCCCUUCGCCUGGGAAGCACGUAACAGACGGCGUCAGCAAGCGGACCAGGAGUUCCGGGAGGUCAUUGAGGAGAUCCGUACUCGUCCAGGGUUUGAAAGUUUCUUGCAGCCCCCAACGGCCGAGGACAUCCGGGCUGCGGCAUCGCAGGGCCCUAUUGUGGUUGUGAAUGCCAGUCCCUACCGCUGUGACGCCUUUAUCAUCGAGACUGAGCAGAUUCGGUCCCUGAAACUAGAUGGAGUGACCGUCGAUGAUAUCAAGACCAAUGUCGAGAGCCUCAGGACUACUAGACUCCCAUCCGUCCUAGAAUGGUCCUGGGCCGCCAUCGCCCGUCCGAUCCUGACAGCGCUGAGCUUCGACCAGCCGGUAUUGGAUGAUCAGUGGUCUCGAUUAUGGUGGGUGCUCACGGGUCCCCUCGGCCAUCUCCCAAUGCAUGCGGCGGGGCGUCAUGAUCAAGGCAACAGAGAGACGGUGCUCGAUAGAGUCAUCUCCUCCUAUGCGUCGUCCGUCAAGUCCAUCCUUUACGAUCGGAAACGCGGAUUCCGACACGCCGCGGGGAACACGCAGGGAAAUGCUGUGCUCAUUUCCAUGUCUAAAACCCCAGGCCAUUCUGAGCUGCAAUUUACUGCACCCGAGAUUGCAGAAGUGAUGCGUAUCUGUCCGUCACUCAACCUGAACGCAGUGACACCAGUGCUUUGCAAGGACGAUGUGCUGGGACACCUCAAAUUGUGCGAGACCUUCCACUUCGCAGGACAUGGAAUGUCAGACCCCUCCGAGCCUUCGAAAAGCAGCCUGUACCUCGACGACUGGCAGAGCAAUCCGCUGACGGUCGGCGACCUACGCGAGCUGAAGCUGCGAGAGACUGCCCCCUGGCUCGGGUACCUUUCCGCCUGCUCCACGGGCGAGAUCCGGGCAGAGAAGCUGAUUGACGAGACUAUCCACUUGGUAAGCGCCUACCAGCUUGCCGGCUUCCGCCAUGUCGUCGGCACGCUGUGGGAAGUCUCGGAUAGGUACUGUGUGGACAUGGCAAGGGCAUUCUACGAAGGUCUCCGCGGCCGCGACAAGACAGACUUUGCGGUUGCCAGGGCACUCCACACAGCCGUGCGGGCGAUACGUGAUCGGUCUGUGGCAGGCGGGCUACCGACGCCCAGAGAUGCAUCAACUCAUGAUGCUAUGAAAGCGAAGCUAGCAAGCCCCUAUGGAGGCCGCGAGACUCUGGGCAUGGAACCGAUCGUGGAUGGCAUGGUCAACGCUCUCCUCCAGAAUCUUCGAGACAAGACGUCUCGAGGCGCCGGCCUGUCGACUAUCAUCAACUUUGCCACCAUAACGCCCUGGCUUCGGAGGAUCACCCUGUCCAGGUGGUUCCUCAAGACGCUUGGUCCGAAGGCGACCGACGGGGAGGGCUUCGGCGUUGUCAUGGGGCGAGUGCACACCUCCUGCGAGCGCUACCAAGACACUCUAUGCCGACACACGAAGAUGACAGAGCGGCCCAGCAAGCUGUGA